Molecule: messenger RNA, 435 nt
Organism: Cladophialophora psammophila CBS 110553
Lineage: Eukaryota; Fungi; Ascomycota; Eurotiomycetes; Chaetothyriales; Herpotrichiellaceae
Exons: 1
Coding region: 1-435 (144 amino acids)
Source: RefSeq, a predicted model, not a curated record
AUGACCACACAGAGGACCAAGAUACAUGAGGAACGGGUCGUCUGGGAUUUUCCUAUUGAAGCAGUCUGGAGCUUGGUCUCCAGCUUCGGGGCGAUACAGGCUUGGAUGCCCUCAAUAACGUAUUGCGCCGUUGACGGGCACGGAGUUGGCGCUACUCGAACGGUCAUAGGACUAGCAGGGGAAGUAAAAGAGACUCUGGAAGUUCUGGACGAUAAGGAGCAUUUUAUCUCAUAUCGCAUCAAGGACCCUGUUCCUUUACCUGCCAAGGGCGGAUUCGGGAGCUGGAAACUGGAAAGCAAGGGCGAAAACAAGACUACGAUAGUUUGGACAGCAGAUGCUGAGGAGGUGGCGGUGGAGGCCAUCCCUGAACUCCAAAAGGUUUACGAGCCCUUUAUGAAAGACUGUUUAGCCGGGCUGAAAAAAGCACUGUCAUAA